GGUAUGUUGAACAGUCGGCAUAUUGUACCAAUUUGACAUACAAUGUUGCCAACUUAAAACUGAACGGGAAGUUUCUAGAAUAGGUAUGCUGAAUUGUCGGCAUAUUGUACUACCGUUUAUUUAAUUUAACCUAUAAAAGUUAUUUCACGUAGAGUUGGUCAUAGUGCAUCAUGAAGUUAUUGCAAAAAGUACCCACGCCCGUAAAUCCCUUGUGACGUAAUAAAUUUCAUGAUUUUUCUUUUAUAACAUAUUUAAAAAAUGAGGUUUUUUUGUACUUUAACAGUUUAUUUAGGACUAUUAUUUUCUUAUAUCAAUGGUUCUACGUAUUCUUUAAAUGAUUUAAGAAUACUUUUCCAGCAAGAACUAUGUAUUGAAGGAAAAUUAGAUGUACUUUUGUUAAAUAGGGGCGAUAAAAUUGAAGAAGAUACUAAAACAGAAGGUAUUUUAAGUCUUACAUCAGUAGGUACAAUCGAAGAAGCCGAAAAACCUGUUUUAUCUAGAUUGAAUGAAUUAGCGGGAUUUCAUCAAAUUGAUCAUUAUUUUAAGCUUGAAAAAGAAGAGGGCCCAGCACAUGAAAAGACAUUUACGUUAUCUUUAACAUUUGGGAAGGAAACUUACAUUGGACAGGGUAGGAGUCUUAAAAAGGCCAAACAGGAUGCAGCAGCUAAAGCUUUAGAAAAAACUGAAUAUGAGUGCCCUGAACCGAAAAAGAAAACUCCAAAAGACAUUGAAAAGUUGACCCCAACAGUUUUGUUGAACAAUUUAGGGUCAAAAUUGGGCGUGGUGAUUACUUAUUACCUUAUAGAUAAAGAUAAAGAGCAAAUACUACACUCAAAUAUUGUGUUAACAGAAAAAACUAAAUCAUAUGUCCAAAAAUUAAAUGAUUCUAUCUAUUCUGAUAAAAAGUUGCAUAUGAAGAAAGAUAUAGAUUCUACCAAAGGACCUUUUCGCAUUAAACUCAAGUUUGGUGAGCAUGUAUUUUAUGCCACCUCACAUUCAAUACAGUCUGGGAGGCAUGAGGUAGCCUCAUUAGCUUUGGAGUUCUUGGCGAUAAAUAGAGAUACAUUAGAUUUUGCUUGUUUACGUGAAGGUUUAGAAGAAGAUUGUAAAAAAAAUAAGGAACAACUAAAGUCGCCGAUUUCAAAAGUUCAUGAGCAAGCUCAAAAGCGGCAACUUAGUGUAGAAUUUGAGUUAAUAAAAGAAUCUGGACCUUCACACAAAAGAAGUUUUCUAACAGAGUGUCGUUUGGGUGACAUAAUAUCCACGGGGGAAGGUUUCUCAAAAAAAGAAUCUAAAAGAAUUGCAGCUGAAAAUAUGUUGGAAAAAUUAAAAGAUUUCGAACCAGUUGAAAUACAAAUCCCUCACACAGGUAAGGACAAAAAGAAAAGGAAAAGAAAGAAGACUAAGAUGAUUAAAAAUAAAAUAGAUGAAAUCAGCAUGGCUUUAGAUAAUGUAGGAAAAACCGUUCUUGGAUUUGCAAAGAAUAUUUUUGGAGAAGACAAUCAGAUAAAUGAUUCUAAUGACGAGUUUGAAGGAAGCGACAUUAAAAAGACAGAUACACAACAAAAGAGAGACUCUAAAACUGCAAGUGGGAAUUCAAAAACAUCACAAGAUGAACUUUUAGAACUUAGCAAUGUUUUAAAUGUUAAAGUUGGUUUUACAGAUUUCAAGGAGGAUAAUAAGCAUGGAUCUCUGUUGUCCCUUUUAAUGAAUCCAGAAUACACCUGUUUUGGAGAAGGUAACACGGAAUUUAUGGCUAGAAAUAGUGCAGCAAAAAAUGCUUUAGGCUUGUUAAAUAAAAUGGGCAUUUAUGAUCUAUUUUUGGAACAGACAGAUACUUCAUUAAAAAGAGAAAUCAAAGAAGAAACUCGCGUUAUUCUUGACCAGUUGGUUUUGAAAGAAAAAGAAGAACUCUAAAUUUUAUAUUGUUAAAUUUUUUAAGUUUGUUAAUAAAAUAUAAAAACGUU
Molecule: messenger RNA, 1967 nt
Organism: Psylliodes chrysocephalus
Lineage: Eukaryota; Metazoa; Arthropoda; Insecta; Coleoptera; Chrysomelidae
Source: the annotation of a GenBank genome assembly